AUGCAGAUCCCCGCGGUGAACGUCGAUUUCGUGGGAAUGUCCCUCUAUUUCUUCGUGGUGGACUUCGUCCGCGCGGCGUUCCGCCUCUCCGAGGACGCGCAGCUGUCCAUCGAGGAGCUCAAGAGCUACGGCCGCGCCUUCUGCGCCCUCCCAUGGGAGUUUCGUCGUGGGGGAUCCCUCAUUUUUAGGGAUGUGAAGAACCGCUUCCGGGGCGUGCAUCCGUACACGAACGAGCAGGUGCUGCCGCAGCGAUGUUUUCAGAUCGCGUAUGUGGUGACAUUGCUGGAGCAGGGAUAUCGGCUGGAGGAAGGGGAGCAGAACGCGGUGUCGAUCGAUUUUCUGCGGAAGAUUAAUGGAGAGAGCGUUGAUUGGACGUACGGAGCGGCAUUGUUCAUGGUCGUGCCUCGACAGAUCAGUUUGAAGUGGAUUCUUGCGACCAUCGUCGCUCUUUGCUUUGAAUGCGAGAUUGUCGAUGAGGGAUAG
Blastocystis hominis is the source of this 483-nucleotide messenger RNA. RefSeq lists its product as hypothetical. The record is from RefSeq and is a predicted model, not a curated record. Gene Ontology annotation, molecular function: hydrolase activity. Lineage: Eukaryota; Bigyra; Opalinata; Blastocystidae.